Molecule: messenger RNA, 8584 nt
Organism: Talpa occidentalis (Iberian mole)
Lineage: Eukaryota; Metazoa; Chordata; Mammalia; Eulipotyphla; Talpidae
Gene: SCN5A
Product: sodium voltage-gated channel alpha subunit 5
Exons: 28
Coding region: 253-6297 (2014 amino acids)
Biological process (GO): regulation of heart rate; regulation of atrial cardiac muscle cell membrane depolarization; AV node cell action potential
Cellular component (GO): axon; voltage-gated sodium channel complex; plasma membrane
Molecular function (GO): voltage-gated sodium channel activity involved in cardiac muscle cell action potential
Source: RefSeq, a predicted model, not a curated record
CCUCACUCUGGGGGUUUCUUUUAGGUCCUUUCAGCGGGGCUGAACUACAACUUUACCCUGGACCCCAACACCUGGAUUCCAGUCCCAAGGCGGUUACCCAGCUGUUUCCAAACCCCACGGGGUUGUCCUGGUCUCCUUCAGCAGACACAGAAGCCCCUUUAGUUGCCAGAUGUUGGCACCCCUGUGUCCCUAAUAAGGUCUUCCCCUCAGGCAGUGCGAGGACAGCCUGUGCCCCAGAAGCAGGAUGAGAAGAUGGCAAACUUCCUGUUACCUCGGGGCACCAGCAGCUUCCGCAGGUUCACCCGGGAGUCCCUUGCGGCCAUCGAGAAGCGCAUGGCAGAGAGGCAAGCCCGAGGCUCGGCCACCUUGCAGGAGAGCUGUGAGGGGCUGCCAGAGGAGGAGGCUCCCCGGCCCCAGCUGGACCUGCAAGCCUCCAAAAAGCUGCCGGAUCUCUAUGGCAACCCACCCCGAGAACUCAUCGGGGAGCCCCUGGAGGACCUGGACCCCUUCUAUAGUACCCAAAAGACUUUCAUCGUGCUGAAUAAAGGCAAGACCAUCUUCCGGUUCAGCGCCACCAACGCCUUGUACAUCCUCAGUCCCUUCCACCCUGUCCGGAGAGCGGCCGUGAAGAUUCUCGUUCAUUCGCUCUUCAGCAUGCUCAUCAUGUGCACCAUCCUGACCAACUGCGUGUUCAUGGCCCAGCACGACCCUCCACCCUGGACCAAAUAUGUCGAGUACACCUUCACAGCCAUUUACACCUUUGAGUCUCUGGUGAAGAUUCUGGCUCGAGGCUUCUGCCUGCAUGCAUUCACCUUCCUCCGGGACCCGUGGAACUGGCUGGACUUCAGUGUGAUUGUCAUGGCAUACACAACUGAAUUUGUGGACCUGGGCAAUGUCUCAGCUUUACGCACCUUCCGAGUCCUCCGGGCCCUGAAAACUAUAUCAGUCAUUUCAGGCCUGAAGACCAUUGUGGGGGCCCUCAUUCAGUCUGUGAAGAAGCUGGCCGACGUGAUGGUCCUCACGGUCUUCUGCCUCAGCGUCUUCGCCCUCAUCGGCCUGCAGCUCUUCAUGGGCAACCUCAGGCACAAGUGCGUGCGCAACUUCACGAUACUCAACGACACCAACGGCUCCGUGGAGGCUGACAGUGUGGUCUGGCCAUCACUGGAAGACUACCUCAACAACUCAGAAAAUUACCUGAUCAAGAAUGGCACCACAGAUGUCUUACUAUGUGGAAACAGCUCCGAUGCCGGGACAUGUCCCGAGGGCUACCGAUGCCUAAAGGCCGGCAAGAACCCUGACCAUGGCUAUACCAGCUUCGACUCCUUCGCCUGGGCCUUCCUCGCCCUCUUCCGCCUGAUGACGCAGGACUGCUGGGAGCGCCUCUACCAGCAGACUCUGAGGUCUGCAGGGAAGAUCUACAUGAUUUUCUUCAUGCUUGUCAUCUUCCUGGGCUCCUUCUACCUGGUGAACCUGAUCCUGGCUGUGGUUGCCAUGGCCUAUGAAGAACAAAACCAAGCCACCAUUGCAGAGACUGAGGAGAAGGAGAAGCGCUUCCAAGAAGCCAUGGAGAUGCUCAAGAAAGAGCAUGAGGCUCUCACCAUCAGGGGUGUGGACACUGUGUCACGCAGCUCCUUGGAGAUGUCCCCUUUGGCCCCAGUAAUCACCCACGAAAGAAGAAGCAAAAGGAGAAAACGAAUGUCUUCAGGGACAGAAGAGUGUGGGGAUGAGAGGUUCCCCAAGUCCGACUCAGAGGAUGGCCCCCGGGCAAUGAAUCAUCUUGGCCUCACCCACGGCCUCAGCAGAACCUCAAUGAAGCCACGCUCCAGCCGCGGGAGCAUUUUCACAUUUCGCCGACGAGACCUAGGUUCCGAGACGGAUUUUGCUGAUGAUGAAAAUAGCACGGCGGGGGACAGCGAGAGCCACCGCACAUCACUGCUGGUGCCCUGGCCCCUGCGCCGGCCCAGUGCCCAAGGACAGCUCAGCCCCGGGACCUCGGCUCCUGGCCAUGCCCUCAAUGGCAAAAGGAACAGCACCGUGGACUGCAACGGGGUGGUCUCCUUGUUGGGGACGGGCGACCCUGAGGCCACCUCCCUAGGGAGCCGCCUCCUCCGCCCGAUGAUGCUGGAGCGCCCCCCAGACACGACCACACCGUCAGAGGAGCCAGGCAGGCCCCAGAUGCUGACCCCUCAGGCCCCAGGCGUGGAUGGCUUCGAGGAGCCAGGGGAGCGGCAGCGGGCCCUCAGCGCCGUCAGCGUCCUCACCAGCGCGCUGGAAGAGCUGGAGGAGUCUCAUCGCAAGUGUCCACCAUGUUGGAACCGCUUCGCCCAGCGCUACCUGAUCUGGGAGUGCUGCCCACUGUGGAUGUCUAUCAAGCAGAGAGUGAAAUUCAUGGUCAUGGACCCAUUCGCUGACCUCACCAUCACCAUGUGCAUCGUGCUCAACACGCUCUUCAUGGCCCUGGAGCACUACAACAUGACGGCUGAGUUUGAGGAGAUGCUUCAGGUCGGAAACCUGGUCUUCACGGGAAUCUUCACGGCAGAGAUGACCUUCAAGAUCAUUGCUCUUGACCCCUACUACUACUUCCAGCAGGGCUGGAAUAUCUUCGACAGCAUCAUCGUCACCCUUAGCCUCAUGGAGCUGGGCCUGUCCCGCAUGGGCAACCUCUCAGUGCUUCGCUCCUUCCGCCUGCUUCGGGUCUUUAAGCUGGCCAAGUCGUGGCCCACCCUGAACACACUCAUCAAGAUCAUCGGAAACUCCGUGGGGGCACUGGGAAACCUGACCCUGGUGCUGGCCAUCAUUGUGUUCAUCUUUGCUGUGGUGGGCAUGCAGCUCUUUGGCAAGAACUACUCAGAGCAGAGGUACCGCAUCAGCGACUCAGGCCUCCUGCCCCGCUGGCACAUGAUGGACUUCUUCCAUGCCUUUCUCAUCAUCUUCCGCAUCCUCUGUGGCGAGUGGAUCGAGACCAUGUGGGACUGUAUGGAGGUGUCUGGGCAGUCACUGUGUUUACUGGUCUUCUUGCUGGUUAUGGUCAUUGGCAACCUUGUGGUCCUGAACCUCUUCCUGGCUUUGCUGCUCAGCUCCUUCAGCGCAGACAACCUCACAGCCCCUGACGAGGACGGGGAGAUGAACAACCUCCAGCUGGCCCUGGCCCGCAUCCAGAGGGGCUUGCGCUUCGUCAAGCGGACCACCUGGGACUUCUGCUGUGGACUCCUGCAGCGGCGGCCCCCGAAGCCCGCGGCCCUCGCCCCCCAUGGCCAGCUGCCCAGCUGCAUUGCCACCUCCAGCUCCCCACCGCCCGCUGAGACAGAGAAGGCACCUCCAGCCCGCAAGGAGACCCGGUUUGAAGAAGGACAGCGGCCAGGCCAGGGCACCCCCGGGGACCCGGAGCCCAUGUGCGUGCCCAUUGCCAUGGCUGAGUCAGACACGGAUGACCAAGAUGAUGACGAGGAGGAGGAGGAGACCAGCAAGCAGCAGGAAUCCCAACCUGUGUCCAGUGGCCCAGAGGCCCUCCCGGAGCCCGGGGCCUCGAGCCAGGUGUCAGAGACCGCUUCCUCCGAGGGCGAGGCCAGUGCGGCUCAGGCAGACUGGCAACAGCAGCGCAAAGUGGAGUCCCCGGCCCCAGGGUGCAGUGAGACCCACGAAGACAGUUACUCGGAGGGAAGCACAGCAGACAUGACCAAUACUGCUGACCUGCUGGAGCAGAUCCCUGACCUGGGCGAGGAUGUCAAGGAUCCAGAGGACUGCUUCACCGAAGGCUGUGUCCGGCGCUGCCCCUGCUGUAAUGUGGACACCACACAGUCCCCAGGGAAGGUGUGGUGGCGGCUGCGCAAGACCUGCUACCGCAUCGUGGAGCACAGCUGGUUCGAGACAUUCAUCAUCUUCAUGAUCCUGCUCAGCAGUGGAGCACUGGCCUUCGAGGACAUCUACCUGGAGGAGCGGAAGACCAUCAGGGUUCUGCUGGAAUAUGCCGACAAGAUGUUCACGUAUGUCUUCGUGCUGGAGAUGCUGCUCAAGUGGGUGGCCUACGGCUUCAAGAACUACUUCACCAACGCCUGGUGCUGGCUGGACUUCCUCAUCGUGGACGUCUCCCUGAUCAGCCUGGUGGCCAACACCCUGGGCUUUGCCGAGAUGGGCCCCAUCAAGUCGCUGCGGACCUUGCGCGCACUCCGACCCCUGCGAGCCCUGUCACGAUUUGAGGGCAUGAGGGUGGUGGUCAAUGCGCUGGUGGGCGCCAUCCCGUCCAUCAUGAACGUCCUCCUGGUCUGCCUCAUCUUCUGGCUGAUCUUCAGCAUCAUGGGCGUGAACCUCUUCGCGGGGAAGUUUGGGAGGUGCAUCAACCAGACUGAAGGAGACCUGCCCUUGAACUACACCUUUGUGAACAACAAGAGCGACUGUGAGUCCUUCAAUGUGACUGGCGAGCUGUACUGGACCAAGGUGAAAGUCAACUUUGACAACGUGGGGGCCGGGUACCUGGCCCUCCUGCAGGUGGCGACAUUCAAAGGCUGGAUGGAUAUCAUGUACGCGGCUGUGGACUCCAGGGGGUAUGAAGAGCAGCCCCAGUGGGAGUACAACCUCUACAUGUACAUCUACUUCGUCGUUUUCAUCAUCUUCGGUUCUUUCUUUACCCUGAACCUUUUCAUCGGCGUCAUCAUUGAUAACUUCAACCAACAGAAGAAAAAGUUAGGGGGCCAGGACAUCUUCAUGACGGAGGAGCAGAAGAAGUACUACAACGCCAUGAAGAAGCUGGGCUCCAAGAAGCCCCAGAAGCCCAUCCCACGUCCCCUGAACAAGUACCAGGGCUUCAUAUUCGACAUUGUGACCAAGCAAGCCUUCGAUGUCACCAUCAUGUUUCUCAUCUGCUUGAACAUGGUGACCAUGAUGGUGGAGACAGACGACCAGAGCCCUGAGAAAGUCAACAUCUUGGCCAAGAUCAACCUGCUCUUCGUCGCCAUCUUCACAGGCGAGUGCAUCGUCAAGAUGGCUGCCCUGCGCCACUACUACUUUACCAACAGCUGGAACAUCUUCGACUUCGUGGUCGUCAUCCUCUCCAUUGUGGGCACCGUGCUCUCAGACAUCAUCCAGAAGUACUUCUUCUCCCCAACGCUCUUCAGAGUCAUCCGCCUGGCCCGCAUCGGCCGCAUCCUCAGACUGAUCCGAGGGGCCAAGGGGAUCCGCACGCUGCUCUUCGCCCUCAUGAUGUCCCUGCCGGCCCUCUUCAACAUCGGGCUGCUGCUCUUCCUCGUCAUGUUCAUCUACUCCAUCUUCGGCAUGGCCAACUUCGCUUAUGUCAAGUGGGAGGCUGGCAUUGAUGACAUGUUCAACUUCCAGACCUUCGCCAACAGCAUGCUGUGUCUCUUCCAGAUCACCACGUCAGCGGGCUGGGAUGGCCUCCUCAGCCCCAUCCUCAACACGGGGCCCCCCUACUGUGACCCCAAUCUGCCCAACAGCAAUGGCUCCCGGGGCAACUGUGGGAGCCCAGCUGUGGGCAUCCUCUUCUUCACUACCUACAUCAUCAUCUCCUUCCUCAUCGUGGUCAACAUGUAUAUCGCCAUCAUCCUGGAGAACUUCAGUGUGGCCACAGAGGAGAGCACUGAGCCCCUCAGCGAGGAUGACUUCGACAUGUUCUACGAGAUCUGGGAGAAGUUCGACCCAGAGGCGACCCAGUUCAUUGAAUAUUCAGCCCUGUCUGACUUCGCUGAUGCCCUGUCUGAGCCGCUCCGCAUCGCCAAACCCAACCAGAUAAGCCUCAUCAAUAUGGACCUGCCCAUGGUGAGUGGGGACCGUAUUCACUGCAUGGACAUCCUCUUUGCCUUCACCAAGAGGGUCCUGGGUGAGUCUGGGGAGAUGGACGCCCUGAAGAUCCAAAUGGAGGAGAAGUUCAUGGCAGCCAACCCGUCCAAGAUCUCCUACGAGCCCAUCACCACCACACUGCGGCGCAAGCACGAAGAAGUGUCGGCCACCAUCAUCCAGCGGGCCUUCCGGAGGCACCUGCUGCAGCGCUCCGUGAAGCACGCCUCCUUCCUCUACCGCCAGCAGACAGGCAGCAGCGGCCUGUCCGAAGAGGACGCCCCGGAACAAGAGGGCCUCAUCGCCUACAUGAUGAAUGAGAACUUCUCCCGGCGCGUGGGCCCACCCUCCAGCUCCUCCAUCUCCUCCACAUCCUUCCCACCCUCCUAUGACAGCGUCACCAGGGCCACCAGCGAUAACCUGCAGGUGCGGGUGUCUGACUACAGCCGCAGCGAAGAGCUUGCCGACUUCCCCACAUCCCCAGACCGGGACCGGGAGUCUAUCGUGUGAGGCCUGUCCCAGCUGGCCAGGACACACAGAAAGGCAGCCUGUUGCAUUGUGGUAAAGCUGAAUGCAGCCACAAACCAGCAUGCCCUGGGAUCUCCCUCGCUUUGGGCUUCGGGGGUGAGAGAUGGGUCUCAGCCCUCUGGAUCAAAGCAGAGUUCUGUGGCCCAAGUCGACGCCCGGAAGCAGCCGGCCCUUGGGAGAGACCUGUUCCUAGAGACCCCCCACCCGCUCCAGGGGCUCUGAAAAGCAACUCUAGCCCAGCUGCUGAGGCAAAAUAGAAAACAGACUGUAUGUUAUGAAUGGGCUUUCUUAAAUUUAUUAUAUUUGAUAUUUUUUUACUUGAGCAAAGAACUAAUGUUUUUUCCAUGGACGCAGGCAGCAGUUCACGCUGCCUCCUCUUAACUCUGAACAAGUCUGUGGAGCUGCUGGAACUCUGUUCUCAAAGCAAAAGUGAAAUCCUGCGGCUCCCCCAGGCCCUCAGGGCUGGAAGGCAUAAAGGGGCCCCCUGCCACUUGGGCUAAGCCCCUUUCCUCUCACACACGUGUGCACACACUCUUCACACCCACAGAGGCCAGGCACUGACCGCGUGUGCCCAGGCUCCCCUCCGGUGAGUGUCUGUCAGGCAGCCAUCUCUGCCCCAGCCCCCACAGCAAGGGUUCUUAAGCAGGGGCUCGCUGUGGCCUUCCGUUUUCCCCAAGGUCCUGUUUCUCCCCCAUUUUUUUUAAUGCAGAUCAAACUGGGGUCAGUUCUACAAAAAUAAAAAGCUUCCAGAAGAGAGGGACCUGUAAUCCGGGGCUGGUCCUAGGCACAGACGUUGCCGUUUCUUCCCGGGAGAGCUUGACCUUCUGUAAGAGUAUUAAUGUUAAAGCUGGGUGGGCACGAGGGAGCCAACCCCUCUCACAGCCUGGCACCCAGCUGUCCUUGCUCCAGGAACCUGGCAUGCCCUGCCCCACAGGCUGGGAAGAGAAAGUUGAGGCCUGUGGAGCCGGGAGAAACGGCUCAACAGCGCCCAGCUGCAGUGGCUCCUCGGCCCUUCUAAAGAUGGGAGCCUGCUGUCAUCUCCAGGGCCCUCUUUCUGAACAUUUCUGCCUCUGACUAUGUGGCAGGGUGGGCAGGGGGUGCCCAGAGAGCCGCAGCUCCUCUCCAGGUGCAGCAGCACGGGAGUGGGAGCACAGCGUGGGCCUUGGAUGGUCACACCCCAGCCUCGGCCUCAGUCUUGGCCACCAUGCGGGAAAUGAACUUCGGGAGAAGAGGGCAGUGAGGGCUCCGGCUCAGCCCAGGUUCCUGGUGGCCCCCCCACAUGGGACCUCCCGGGUAGGGUCCAGGCUGUAAACAGGUCUUGUGAGGGGGCCUUUUCAGGGAAAAAUACUUUUUUCUAGUUCAGUUACCCCAGGGCCUCUUCAGCUGCUGACAAUCCUUUCUCGCAUAUGCAAAUCUUUUAACAUAGAGAACUGUCACCCGAGAGGGACAGUGUUGGCUGGCGGAGCCUGAGCAGGCAGGGGCUCAGCUGCCCCACUCCAGCUCUCCGCCAGGCGUCCACAUCGCAGGCCACCCACCUCUCGGGCCUCCCGGGAAGCCGGAAACUGGCUGCUCCUCACCUACCUCGCCGAGCUGUCGGAGGGCUGGAUGUUCCUGAGCUUGCUGCAGUGCUGAGGGGCAUUGCUGGCGAGUAAAGUAUUACGUUUCUUCUCGUCACCCCGAGCUCCCUGGGUGGCAACCCCAGCCUCCAACCUUACCCCACCCCCAGUGAUUUCUCUUCUCCUGUGGUCCCUUUGAGUCCUGUGUGGGACGACGUGCUUUAAACUGUCCCAGUGACGCUUGGAGUGGAAAUCUUAUUUUUGUAGAUCUCUGUGCUUUGCUUUCAAGGCUUGGAGAGGUGAUGCCCCUCCCUGGCACUCAGCACCCGCCGCAUGGGCAAGAAUGUGGUCAGGGAGGCGGGCCGGGCUACCAGCCCAGCUGGCCGGAAGGAGACUGUGGUUUCGUGUUGGACAGCCCAGGAGCCUUGAGACAGGUGCCCGCUGACAGAUUCAGCUGCAGACGGUGUGGCUGAGGGCAGCGAAAGCUGGACCCAAUGCCUUAGCUUUUAGCGUGGCUCUUCCCCACCCCCACCCCCGCCCCCAGAACUGCACAAUGACCAGCAGGAGGGAAGAAGAGGGUAGGAAAAAGGAGGGAGGGACAAGCAUCAAGUGCCAGGUGUUGUCUGAACUAAUUGAGCACUUCUCACCAAACUUCAUGUAUAAAUAAGAUGCAUAUUUUUAAAACAAACCAAUAAAUGGCUUACAUGACUUGG